This is a messenger RNA of Nannospalax galili (Upper Galilee mountains blind mole rat), 3818 nucleotides long. It is a transcript of the gene Kcng1, whose product is annotated as potassium voltage-gated channel modifier subfamily G member 1. Gene Ontology annotation, cellular component: voltage-gated potassium channel complex; membrane. Gene Ontology annotation, molecular function: protein binding; delayed rectifier potassium channel activity. Bases 279 to 1823 code for a protein of 514 amino acids. The transcript is spliced from 3 exons. The record is from RefSeq and is a predicted model, not a curated record. Gene Ontology annotation, biological process: regulation of delayed rectifier potassium channel activity; protein homooligomerization; potassium ion transmembrane transport. Lineage: Eukaryota; Metazoa; Chordata; Mammalia; Rodentia; Spalacidae.
CGGCUGCCGCGCCGCACUCCCGGAGCACUAGCAGCUCAGCGAGGACCGGGAGGCGGAGGCGGGACGGCCGGGGUCCGAGCGCGCAGCCCAAGGUCCGGGGCCGAAGUUUGCCCGCAACCCCGAAAGGCCAAUCGGGCGUCACCCGCAGCUCGCAGAGCCCUCCUGCAUCCCCAUCUCUGCCUCGCCGGCCCGGGGGAACCGAGCUGCGGCCCGGCCAGCUCCGGGGCGGAGACCCCGCGACUGGAACUUAAGGCCCAAGAGGAAUGUGAGGUCCCAAAAUGACCCUGCUACCAGGAGACAAUUCUGACUAUGACUACAGCGCCCUGAGCUGCACUUCAGAUGGCUCCUUUCACCCGGCCUUCUUCCCACAGCGUCAGGCCAUCAAAGGGGCCUUCUACCGCCGGGCCCAACGGUUGCGGCCACAGGACGAUGUACAUCAGGUCAGCUCACCGGGAGACCGCAGGAGACAGAUCAUCAUCAAUGUGGGAGGAAUCAAGUACUCACUACCCUGGACCACGUUGGAUGAGUUCCCACUGACUCGUCUGGGCCAGCUCAAGACCUGCACCAACUUCGAUGACAUCCUUAGCGUGUGUGAUGACUACGAUGUGACUUGCAAUGAGUUCUUCUUCGACCGUAACCCAGGGGCCUUUGGCACCAUCCUCACUUUCCUGCGGGCUGGCAAACUGCGGCUGCUGCGGGAGAUGUGUGCCCUGUCCUUCCAGGAGGAGCUGUUAUACUGGGGCAUUGCCGAGGACCAUUUGGAUGGCUGCUGCAAGCGUCGCUACCUGCAGAAGAUUGAAGAGUUUGCCGAGAUGGUGGAGCGGGAGGACGAGGAUGAGCUGCUGGACAGCGAAGACCGAGACAGCGAAGGUCCCUCGGCCAGUGAGGGUCGCCUGGGCCGCUGCAUGCGGAGGCUGCGUGACAUGGUGGAGAGGCCGCACUCAGGGCUGCCUGGCAAGGUGUUUGCCUGCCUUUCUGUCCUGUUUGUCACCGUCACUGCUGUCAACCUGUCCGUCAGCACCUUGCCCAGCCUGAGGGAGGAGGAGGAGCAGGGCCAGUGUUCCCAGAUGUGUCACAACGUCUUCAUCGUGGAGUCGGUGUGUGUGGGCUGGUUCUCCCUCGAGUUCCUGCUGCGCUUCAUCCAAGCACCCAGCAAGUUUGCCUUCCUGCGCAGCCCGCUGACACUCAUCGACCUGGUGGCCAUCCUGCCCUACUAUGUCACCCUGCUGGUGGAUGGCGCUGCCUCCAGCCGUCGCAAGCCGGGCGCUGGCAACAGCUACCUGGAUAAGGUGGGGCUGGUGCUGCGCGUGCUGCGGGCACUGCGCAUCCUCUAUGUGAUGCGCCUGGCCCGCCACUCGCUGGGGCUGCAGACGCUAGGGCUCACAGCCCGCCGCUGCACACGCGAGUUUGGGCUCCUGCUGCUCUUUCUGUGUGUGGCCAUUGCCCUCUUCGCCCCGCUCCUCUAUGUCAUCGAGAAUGAGAUGGCAGACAGCCCUGAGUUCACCAGUAUCCCUGCCUGCUACUGGUGGGCCGUCAUCACCAUGACAACCGUGGGUUACGGAGACAUGGUACCCAGAAGCACACCUGGCCAGGUGGUGGCGCUGAGCAGCAUCCUCAGUGGAAUCCUGCUCAUGGCCUUCCCAGUCACCUCCAUCUUCCACACUUUUUCCCGCUCCUACUUGGAGCUCAAGCAGGAACAGGAGAGGGUGCUGAUCCGCAGGGCCCAGUACCUCAUCAAAGCCAAGUCGCAGCUCAGUGGCAUAUCCCAGGACAGUGACAUCUUGUUUGGAAGUGCCUCUUCAGAUACCAGGGACAACAACUGAGCUGGAAAGACACCUCUGCCCUGCCUGCCAUCUGCAGCUUCAAGCAACAGCCAUCUUACUAAAGCGUGGGAAGGGACAUUACUGCUUCUGAGUCCAGCCCUGACCUGGGACAGACCCUAGUGAGCACAGGAAGGACACACACCACAUCACCAAGGGUCCCUGCCCUCCCUCCCACCCCAGGAGUGAGAAGGAAGCUAGCCAGAGCAGGUGCCCCACCUGCUCACUGUGUAAAUAACACACCCAGCAAAACUGCCUGGAGAAAGUAGGGACAGCAGCCACCUGUCUGGCUUUAGUGCGGGCCAUGUGUGUCCCAGGAAACAGGAGGAAAUUGGCUUCCUCAGGGUUCUCUUCAAAGAGGGAAUUGUGUCUCCCAGCAAAGCCAGCUGAGGGGUACCAGAAGAGAAAGGGCCACUUGCUGGGGCCUCUGGACUGAUGGGACCCUGGCAGGAUGGGAGGAAGGGGAGCAAACAGACCUUUAAGUCCUGUCCCUCAUUCACCCUCCUACUUUCCUACCACCUCUGUCAGCUUUUACUCCUUAACUCCCAGCAGUGUGGGGGACACCAAGAAGUGAGUCAGCUCCACUGACUUCAAAGGUCAAAUCACUUCAUUUUUUUUCAUUUAAAAACAAUGUGAGAUUUUAUCCUAAGCCACAUUUAUUUUAAUAUUACAAAAAGAGCACUUUAUCCUGCUUGCCUGAGACUAGGGCUAAACCUACAGCAGGCUGAUGCUUCUGGCAGGGGCUCUGAAGGCAGUCUGGGGAGUAUAUGGAAGACUUUCCCCAUGCUCUCAAAGGGAUCCACUCCUGACCUCAGGAAAUGUAGUAUGUGCACUGAGAGGGACCCCAGGCUAGCCCAGAACAUUCCACUUCAGCUCCAAGAGUCACAGCCCUGUGUACCGAGGGCACAUCACACCCUCGUCACGUGCACACUUGUCCCAGCCGGGAAGACAGCAGCUUCCCUUGCUCUUCCAUCCCACACCCAGCUGCCUCCUCUCCAUCCAGCAGCAAAAAUUACAUUUUGAGAUACGUCUGGUUGGAUCACUGGCUCUACAGCCCAAAUCCCUGCUGGUUGUCCCACUCUGCAGCUUCUCUCCCACUUCCACCCGUUCCCACCUUCCACCAGUGCCCCCAGCCUCCCUUCAGAUAACAUCCAGCCUAGCCCGUUUCAGGCCUUCACACCUGCAGAUCCUUCUGGGGGAAUGCCUUCCCUGCAGAACACGGCAUGGGUAACUGAUUCCUUUCACUGCCUCCCUGCUCCCGUCUCCCACACAUGGUUUCCUUACCCUGCUGGACCUUUAUCAGUUGGAAUUGCUUCCAUCACUUCUCAGCUCCUGAACUCUGGUCUGUCUCCUGCAGGACCAGCUUGGCAUAUAUUGGCAGGAACUCAGCAACACAGUUCCCAGCCUACUCCCAGGGCCUCACGCAGGAUCAGCACCUAACACAUGCUCAAAAAGCACUUUUAAAAAAAUAAAAAGAAAUGAUAAAGGGGAACAGCCAAGGAGAAGAGGGACAGGAAGUGUCCAUUACAGCUCAGAUCUGAAAUGUCCCAAUCUGUCUACAGCCAUACCACCCCGAAUGUGCCUGAUCUCAUCUGAAAUGUCCCCCAAAAGCUCACGUCAAAGGCUUGGUCCCGAAUGCAGCACUGUUCACCUCUGGAGGCCUCUGGAGGGUGACUGGAUUAUGUGGGCUCUGACCUCAUCAAUAAAUCAACCCACUGAUGAAUUCAUAGCUUUAUGGUCCAUUGGGAGGUGUGAAAACUUUAAGGGAUGGAGCCUGGUUGGAGGAAGAUCACUGGGGGUAUGCCUUUGAAGGGGGUGUCUUGUCCCACCCCCUUCCCUCUCUCUGCUUCUGGGCUACCCCAAGGUAAGCAACUCUGUCCCAUCAAAGUGCUCCCCACCAGGAUGCUGUGCCUCGAAGUAGGCCAGAUACAAUGGAGCUAAAUGCCCAUUUACCAUCAACCAAAAUAAACCAUUCCUCCUUCAAGUUGAUUUCCUCCA